Messenger RNA from Candoia aspera, 2824 nucleotides. RefSeq names its product N-acetyltransferase 9 (putative) (gene NAT9). The transcript is spliced from 6 exons. The record is from RefSeq and is a predicted model, not a curated record. Lineage: Eukaryota; Metazoa; Chordata; Lepidosauria; Squamata; Candoiidae. Gene Ontology annotation, molecular function: N-acetyltransferase activity. Bases 7 to 636 code for a protein of 209 amino acids.
CAGACUAUGAAGAUUAACCAAAAUACUGUAUUGCAGGGGAAGAAGGUAACCCUGGUACCAUACACUUCUGCUCAUGUACCCAGAUACCAUGAGUGGAUGAAGUCUGAGGAACUGCAACGUCUGACUGCAUCCGAACCACUAAGCCUUGAACAGGAAUAUGAGAUGCAGUGCAGUUGGCGGGAAGAUACAGACAAAUGCACAUUUAUAAUACUUGAUGCUGAAAAGUGGACUAGGCAGAAAGCCACAGAAGAAGACUGUAUGGUUGGAGAUGUGAACUUGUUCCUUACCAAUCGUGAAGAUCCGACAGUGGGAGAGAUGGAAAUCAUGAUUGCAGAGCCCAGCUACCGUGGCAGAGGGUUUGGCAAGGAGGCCACUCUCAUCAUGAUGUCCUAUGGAAUUACACAUCUUGGUAUCACUACUUUUGAGGCGAAAAUUGGAUUGGAAAAUGAAAUCAGUAUUGGCAUGUUCAAAAACAUUCAUUUUAAGGAGGUGGGAGCAAAUAGUGUAUUCCAAGAAGUGACACUGAAACUGAUUGUGGAUGAACAAGAGAAGCAAUGGCUUCUUGAGCAAACCAGUGAGGUGACUGAAACAAAGUACAGUGUCAUGAAACUGCAGCAUCACAGUUGUGACAGCUGAGAAGCUAUGCUCAAUUUAUCUAAAUUUUAGAAGGAUGGCUUAUUAUUGUCCAGAAUCUGAAUCAUGUCCUGAAUCCAUGGCAUUAGCUCUUGCUGAAGAAGAAAAUGAUGUAUGACCUCCACCUUGUUGUUGUGAUAGGUCCUUUUUUUCUAAGGAUGUAAACAUCUAGGGGAGCUACAAUGGACUGCUUCAUUGUAGUGAGCAAAAAGAAUUUUCAGAAGAAAACUCACUCAGCUUGAACUGAGUUUGAUCAAUAGCUGCUGUCAGAAUGAUGUCAUGGACUUGUUUACUGUUUAAUUCAGGGCAAAUAACAAAGUAUGGUUGAGUUGCAUUUUGGGGCAAGGAAGCUCUAGGAUGGGUGUUACAAAUUGAUUGAUGGUGCUCUCACCAAAUGGUUGCCUUUGACCAGAAAACCUCACCUACCUUCUGGGAUGUUUUUCCAACUUCCCAGUCUAGGACACAGUGCUGGGAUUUCCUGGUGGCCUCCCAUCCCAGUAUUAACCCAGUCCAGCACUGCUUGGCUUUUUCAAGAUCAGGUUUUUUUAAAAUAAUAACAACAACUAGUGGUGUAGUACAGCUAGUGCCCAUAAAGAAAGCUGACUCUACCCUGCUGUAGCAUGUUGUUAUAUAUUACUCAUGGAUUACUGUGCUUUGUAAAAAACAUCAACUUGAGCUAGAUACAGAGCUUUUAUUUAUUACAAAGUGCUUUACAAAUGCCAAAGUUUUACAGUUUCAAAAACUAGUAGGAAUAUGGUCAAGAAAAACAUAUUUGCAUGCACUGAUCAAUUUAAAGUCACAUUAACAAUCCUAUUGAUUUCAACCCAAAAUGUUGGAAUCAUUGGGCAAGUCCACCUCAAUUAACGUUUUCAACUCCUAAAUUAAACUUCUAGAAGUAAUACAAUUGCAUCCAGUACCUAUUAAACAUCUCUUGAUGUGUCCAGUAUGUGCAAGAUAUUUUAGUUGUGUACAUCUGAUUUUAAGAUCAAAGGAAAUUAACUUCAUAUUCUUCAAAGUAACCUUCUGCUGAUUUACUAGGACAGGACAUCCUUAAUGUGUAUCGCAAUAUAAAUUAUAUCCAAAUAAAUUAUAGCUGCUGGGUUCUAUUUUGAGUUAAAACAACUAUAUUCAUUUAAAAAUCUAAUACUGUCAGAAUUCUGAUGGCUCCAUUUAAUUCCAGUCUGGAAUUGGAAGACCAAUUUUUGAACUAUAAGCUGAAGUAGUGAUUAGAAUUUUAGCAUCUACAUUUAUCAAGGAAAUAGAUGCAUAAUUAGAAACUUGGAAAUUAAGUAUAAUAUUUUUCACUUUAAAGCUAAAGGAUAAGAGUUUAUUUUGAAAAGUGUCAUAUAUAUCCAAUAAAAUGGGAAAUAGAAACUCAGUAUAAUUUUUGUACCUAUUAAUUGGAAAUCCAUCAGAGCUAAACUACAAAGGAUUUAAUUGUAGUGACAAUUGAAGCAAAAGAGAAAUAAAUGUUAGGAAUCUGGUCCUGUAAUAACUCUGGUAAUCUCACAUUGUGUAAAAAAUAAUCAAUUUCCUUGUAUGUUGAGAAAGAACUGGGGAAUAAUGUUUUUAAAAACUGUUGAUUAAUAGAUUCUUAGUGUGCUAGAACACAACAUGUACCUCCUAGUUGGGAUGUUGGUCAACAGCAUGUUGGCUUGAAAUGUGGUCUCUGAAAUAGAGAUAUCUUCCAUAGAAUACUUGACCCUGUUUGGAGUAAAACUGGGCUUUGGUCUGCUUAUGGUAUGCUGGCCAAAAUGUGCAAAAACUGACCAAAUUGUGUCCUAAUAGCAGAAAAUGCUGAUUAUGCUUUGGUAUGACUAUGAUAGAAGCCUGCAAAACUCUUGUUUUAACUUACUAAGAAGCAUUGCAUAAAAGAAUCAAUUGACCAAAGAUAUAAUGUGCAAUGGAGGUCAAUAUUCAUGGGCCCAUCUGUUGACAAUUACAGCAUAUAGAAGAUUGUGACUCAGAAUGUAAGAAGGUAAAUGGUAAAGCAUGAAUUAAUGAAUGAAAGGACAGACAGACAAAUAUUUAGUGGAUUUCUGAAAAUAAGAAAAAAGGGAACGUUGUAAUAGAUCUGAAUCUGAAUUAAGGGGUCUGAUCCUGUGAAACUGAAUUGAUGAAUACAUGUAUGGAAGCAAAAGUGUAGCUGUAUUUAUAAAUAAAAGUAUUAAAAUGUAUGUCAAAAAUAUAA